AUGUCAGGUUGGAUGUCAUGGUUCGCAGGGAAGAAAGACACCCGAGAGGGAGCUAGGGAUGCCAUCGUGGGAUUGAGACAGCAAUUACUGAUGUUGGAGAAGAAGGAGGAACAUCUGAAUAAGAAGAUCGAAGAGGAGAUGAAGAAGGCUAAAGCGAAUGCUACAUCCAAUAAGCGAUUGGCGAUGGCUGCGUUGAGACAAAAGAAAGCGCAUGAGAAUGAGUUGGAUAGAAUCGCUGGUACGAGAUUGACUUUGGAGACUCAAGUCAACGCUAUAGAAUCAGCCAACUUGAAUGCCGAAACCAUGGUAGCCAUGAAGAAAGGCGCCGAUGCUCUUAAAGGUAUUCAUAGUAAUCUUACCGCCGAGGGAGUUGACGCUACGAUGGACAAGAUCAGGGAACAGAUGGAUCUCACAAAUGAAAUUUCGGAUGCUAUCUCCAAUCCUGUUGGUAUGGGUAUAGUACUUGAUGAGGACGACCUUAAAGAAGAACUCGAAGCAUUGGAGCAAGAACAGUUGGAUGAUAGACUCGCAGGUGCAGAUAGAGUACCAAGUCAUAUCCCAACAUCGCCCGUGGGUCAAACUGCAGGACGUGUUAACAAUACUGCUCAAGCGGAAGAGGAUGAUGAAGAAGCUCAAUUACGUCAAUUACAAGCUGAAUUGGCUAUGUAA
Kwoniella botswanensis is the source of this 669-nucleotide messenger RNA. RefSeq names its product vacuolar-sorting protein SNF7. The record is from RefSeq and is a predicted model, not a curated record. NCBI's taxonomy places the organism in Eukaryota, Fungi, Basidiomycota, Tremellomycetes, Tremellales, Cryptococcaceae. Gene Ontology annotation, cellular component: multivesicular body; ESCRT III complex; cytoplasmic side of plasma membrane. The coding region runs from base 1 to 669 and encodes 222 amino acids. Gene Ontology annotation, biological process: late endosome to vacuole transport via multivesicular body sorting pathway; vesicle budding from membrane. The transcript is spliced from 6 exons.